Rhodamnia argentea is the source of this 1379-nucleotide messenger RNA. RefSeq names its product basic leucine zipper 19-like. The record is from RefSeq and is a predicted model, not a curated record. Gene Ontology annotation, biological process: regulation of transcription by RNA polymerase II; DNA-templated transcription. The transcript is spliced from 3 exons. Bases 306 to 1115 code for a protein of 269 amino acids. NCBI's taxonomy places the organism in Eukaryota, Viridiplantae, Streptophyta, Magnoliopsida, Myrtales, Myrtaceae. Gene Ontology annotation, molecular function: DNA-binding transcription factor activity, RNA polymerase II-specific; RNA polymerase II cis-regulatory region sequence-specific DNA binding.
GGGGGAAUCUCAUCGCAACACUGUCAGACUUUUCCAAGUCUCUUUGUUCUUCGCACGGGGGCGGGCACCACCCAAAGUCGAAAAGCGGAAGCACCCGCCGCGACUUCCUUUCGAGUUUCGGGGGACUCUUCCGGAGCGAUCGCUCUCUGGUUCGUCCGUUUUCACUCUCCAACCGCCGAAAGAGUUCGUCGGAAUCAUCUCGCCUCUGUGAAUUUUUCGUUUUGAUUUCUCGGAAGCAGGCCAUUCUCAGCAGAUAUUGCGUGCCGUCAGAUUUUGCAGUUCUUCGAGCUGAUUUGUCUUCCGAGAUGGAUGAUGGGGAGCUCGAUUUCUCAAAUCAGGAAGUGUUUCCAAACCAUGACGUGUUUUCGAGUUCGACUUUAGGAGAAGUUCCUGGUUGUCGCUCGAUGGAUAGUUUUCUGGACGAAAUUUUCAGGGACACCCAUGCUUGUACUCACACUCACACUUGUAAUCCGCCGGGACCCGACUCUUCACACACUCACACAUGUUUUCAUGUGCACACUAAAAUUGUCCCCGCUGCCAGUGAGGAGAAGGUUUCUACUGAUGAUACCGCAGAGUCGACGGAGAAGAAAUCAAAGAAACGCCCGCUCGGCAAUCGGGAGGCGGUUAGGAAAUACCGUGAAAAGAAGAAGGCUCGUGCUGCCUCAUUAGAAGAUGAGGUCAUUAGAUUGAGGGCCGUGAAUCAGCAAUUGAUGAAGAGGCUUCAGGGUCAGGCUGCAUUGGAGGCUGAGAUUGCUAGAUUGAAGUGUUUGCUUGUGGAUAUAAGGGGAAGGAUCGAAGGAGAGAUAGGAUCUUUUCCAUAUCAGAGAACGGCAAUGCCCGGCGGUGCUUAUGUGGUGAAUCCUUGUAACAUGCAGUGUAACGAUCAGGUUCGUUGCCUUCAUCCGACAGUGGAGGGUAGAAGUGGAGAUGGUACAAGCAUAGAUGGGCAGGGAUAUGUUGGUUGUGAAUUUGAAAAUCUCCAAUGCCUAGCUAAUCAGAACGGUUCAGGACCCAAAACGCUUUCUGGAUGUGGAAAUGAGAACAUUGCAUCACAUGCAGCUUCUUCUGGUGGAAGUAAGAAAAAAGCAGGGUCUCGUGCAGCAAUGGCUGGAUGAGAAUUGUUUCUGUAAUCACCAUUUUCUUGCAAGAAGACCUAUAACUCAAUAAGUGGUCUUCACAAGCAGCAGAGGUGGCUUUUGUCAGAUUGUUUAUUAUUUGGUCUCUCUACCGAACUUGGGUUCGCAGAGCUGGCAUGGCUUAAUUGUGUUUUCAAAGGGUAAUGUCUUAAUAUGCUACAUUUUAGGCUGUUGCUUAAGCUGGACCUCAAUGGAUGAAUAGCCAAUGGACAGUCCAAUAGAGGACAACUUGCUUUCUUAUGA